Messenger RNA from Rhagoletis zephyria (snowberry fruit fly), 346 nucleotides. NCBI's taxonomy places the organism in Eukaryota, Metazoa, Arthropoda, Insecta, Diptera, Tephritidae. The record is from RefSeq and is a predicted model, not a curated record.
AUGACUAAGAUUGCCGCAAUAGUACUUUCAUCGCUGUCCAUCUUUUUGGGCAUGUUUUUCUUUUUUAUCGGUUACAUCAAGCUGUCGCCUUCACUGAAUCGGGACAUUCAUCGAGAGAUUCGUCGAAGCUUUGUCAGAUAUGCCAAAGUUGUGCCCCUGUUUAAGCAGAUGGGCUGGAAAGUCAGUCCCGGUAUUUACCGCAAAGUUAUCGGUUUCACUGAAAUUAUUGCCGGCUUGUUAUUGGCUUUUAUGCCUGACGUUUACAAAUUUUAUGUCAGCCUUUUCCUAAUGUGCAUCACUUUGGGCGCUGUGUACACUCAUAUUAUGGUGGACGAUGACAUUGGAA